UUUCCCCUCUCUACCUUUGAUUCUGAAGGAAACCUUUUCAAAGUGCAUGCCAACGGAAUGUCUUUCUCUAACCUAGGUGUGAGCUCAGGCUUUCACUCUUGGUCCCUUCCCCUCACCUGGGUUGAGUUUUCUGCUGCUCCCCCCCCCCCCCACCCCCGCCCCAAGCCCUGAGAGCAGUCACAGAAAUCUGUACUGCUUCCCCCUGACUGGGGCUGAGCUUUGGGCUUCCCAGCAAGGAGGGUCCAGCCAGAGGAAAGCAAGGAGGCGGUAGAAACUGUGCGCUUGUUGGGGAGGUAGGGGGCAAAGCAGGUCUGAGUCUCUUCCUCCUCCAGGACUCAGAAGUGAUCAAAUCAGAGCUCCUGGGUCAUCUUCUCUGCCAGUGCCCUAGGCCAAGCUUUGAUCUGCCCCUCACCAGGGCACAGGAGCCCUGGAGAGGCCUGACUCAGCAGGCAUGGGGAGGCACCAGGCUGCAUACUGCCAAGGCCAAGGGGCAACUCCGGGAGGGCCCUCGAAGAAGACCCUGGGUGUUGGACCCUGGCAGAUACAGGUGAACUGGAGAGCCGUCCGGAGAGAAGGGGGCUCACACGUCACCACCACUCCUGUUCCUAUGGAGGAUUCCCACUUUCGCAGACCAGCUGGGCUCCCCCAUCGUGAUACAAGAAACUUCGACCUGCAGAAGUCCGAGGCCAUGCUCCGGAAGCAUGUGGAGUUCCGAAAGCAAAAGGACAUCGACAACAUCACGAGCUGGCAGCCUCCAGAGGUGGUCCAGCAGUAUCUGUCAGGGGGCAUGUGUGGCUAUGACCUGGAUGGCUGCCCCAUCUGGUACGAUGUCAUUGGACCCCUGGAUGCCAAGGGGCUUCUCCUCUCAGCCACCAAACAGGACUUGCUCAAGACCAAGAUGAGGGACUGCGAGCGGCUCCUGCAGGAGUGUGCCCGCCAGACCGAAAAGAUGGGGAAGAAGGUGGAGACCAUCACCCUGAUUUACGACUGCGAGGGGCUUGGCCUCAAGCAUCUCUGGAAGCCUGCGGUGGAGGCCUUUGGGGAGUUUCUCUGCAUGUUUGAGGAAAAUUACCCUGAAACACUGAAGCGUCUUUUCGUUGUUAAAGCCCCCAAGCUGUUUCCUGUGGCCUAUAACCUCAUCAAACCCUUCCUGAGUGAGGACACGCGCAAGAAGAUCAUGGUCCUGGGGGCAAACUGGAAGGAGGUUUUACUGAAAUAUAUCAGCCCUGACCAGCUGCCUGUGGAAUAUGGGGGCACCAUGACUGAUCCUGAUGGAAACCCCAAGUGCAAAUCCAAGAUCAACUAUGGGGGUGACAUUCCCAAGAAGUAUUAUGUGCGAGAUCAGGUGAAACAGCAGUACGAACACAGCGUGCUGAUUUCUCGUGGCUCCUCCCACCAAGUGGAGUAUGAGAUCCUCUUCCCUGGCUGUGUCCUCAGGUGGCAGUUCAUGUCAGAUGGCUCGGACAUCGGUUUCGGGAUUUUCCUGAAGACCAAGAUGGGGGAGCGGCAGCGGGCAGGCGAGAUGACGGAGGUGCUUUCCAGCCAGAGGUACAAUGCCCACCUGGUCCCUGAGGAUGGGACCCUUACCUGCAGCAAUCCUGGCAUCUAUGUCCUGCGGUUUGACAACACCUAUAGCUUCAUUCAUGCCAAGAAGGUCAGCUUCACUGUGGAGGUCCUGCUUCCAGACAAAGCCUCAGAAGAGAAGAUGAAACAGCUGGGGGCAGACACCCCAAAGUAAUGCCUCUUCCCACAGCAGGCGUGGCUCCCUCAGUGUCUCCCUGUCAGUUUCUGUCCCUUAUAGCAGUCAUUUUCCCAGUACCCAGAUGCCCAAAAAAGCUGGGCUACAAGAAAGACCUUGGGCUGGAUUUGGGGAACUUUCAUUUCAGAAUUAGGAAGAGGGGGAGCAGCAAGAGAGAGUCUCCUUGCCUCUCAAAUUCCUCAGGAGUCCCCAGGGGCUGGGCACCAUGACAGGAUCUACCAUCCUAUAAGCUGUGCCAACUUCACCUGUCCAAUGACAGCUGAGACAGGAAGGGGUGGGGGGGAAGAUGCAGGUGGCAGCAGGACAGAAAUUAGAAAAGAGGGGAGAGAUUGAGACCUAACACUUAAGGGAAGCCAGCUGCAGGGGAGGAACUUGCUCCCAAGUGAAAAUGUUAAGUCUAGAACCUUACGAGGCGUAGCAAGGUAGGAGCUUGCUAGAGUUAUGGUGGGGGUCAAAGGCUCUUCUAAACUUUCUGUCUCCAAGGGCGGGACCUUUUGGCUUUUCCCACCAGGUCUCAGGGAUGACCUGAGUCAGUAUAGAUCUUCCCACUCAGGGGUAGACAGGGAGGCAACCUCGAGGCUUCCGCAACUCUUGGGACCCACUGGCUGUCUCUUUAAUUACUGAUUGUCAGUGACUCAUAGCUUCUCAGGACAGAGAUUUGGUAGCCAGCCACUGUCCUCCAACGCAAAGCACAGGGAAAUUACCUCGAGAUCCCAACUUCAGGAUGGGCCAGGGAGCCUAAGCGGGGGGAGUGAAUUCUGAGGCUUCCGCCCCCCUCCCCUUUUUAGGGCUGCCAGUUACUCAUCAAGUAACUCUCCAUUUGAGCAUCCCACACAAAAAUGACAAGUGGGAUUAAGACAGUAGAUCUCAGUGAAGGCCUUUCCCAGUCUGAGCCUCCCACGGUGCGGGCCAGCCCGCUUCCUGACUGACCUCAGCAAGGCUUUGGCAGUCCUCUCUCUGUGGGAGGCGUAUGGCGGGUGCACUGGGUUCCUGGUGUCUGGCGGGGAGGCUGCCCGGGCAGGGGGCCAAAGGCCGGCCCAGCAUCUGGGGGCAGCCACAAGUAGCCUCACAGGCCCCCAGCCCCGCCGUCCACAGGGACAAGCAGGGAUGGCCAAGGGGGCGCUCAGCGACCACGGACUGGAGGGCACGGACCCUGAGGGCAACCACAGCACGUAACCCAAUGCCACGCCCCGCAAACGAACACUCGAAAGCACCCCCCGGGCCCUCGCAGGUUCUUCCCGACCUUGGUUUACAGCUCUCUGUUAGGAAAAUUAACCAAUGAAUAAAGCAACGUUCAGUGCA
Ailuropoda melanoleuca (giant panda) is the source of this 3061-nucleotide messenger RNA. RefSeq names its product SEC14-like protein 2. Bases 452 to 1738 code for a protein of 428 amino acids. Gene Ontology annotation, cellular component: cytosol; cytoplasm. The record is from RefSeq and is a predicted model, not a curated record. The transcript has 11 exons. NCBI's taxonomy places the organism in Eukaryota, Metazoa, Chordata, Mammalia, Carnivora, Ursidae.